GGUAGCCGCCAUCAUCAUUAACCUGCAUAUCUUCAUUUCCCCUUCUUCUUUUGUCUUCUGGACAUACGAUCAUAUCAUCUUCGUCAAGAUUCAGGAAAUACCAACCUGUGAAUUCCAUUAUUAAUUAUACUGUAUAUAAAUGAACCAGAGUUCUUUCUCGUGUUCCUGCUAAACUCUUGUCUGUGAAUUAAGUGUAUAUUACAUAUAAGAAAAUGAAGUUUGGGAAAGAAUUCGCGUCUCAAAUGGUACCAGAAUGGCAAGAAGCGUACAUGGAUUACGGAUUUCUCAAGAAACUGUUGAAAGAUAUCCAACGCUUCAACCAUCGAAACAAGCCGCACCCUGGUUCGGCAGCUGCUCUAACGCGCAAGCUCACUCUCUACAGAGCUUUCAGUGGCUUAACACUCCGGCACAACCCCAACUACCAGGCCGUCAGCCCUACCAGCUCCUCCGAUGUCGAAAACCAGACCAUCUUGGUUAACUCCGUCAAUCGGAACGGCAGCGAGAGAUACCAGACGACGUUCUUGAUGGCGGCCGACGAGGGAGGAGAGUACGAGUUUGUGUACUUCAGGAGACUGGACGAUGAGUUCAACAAGGUUGACAAGUUUUACAGGUCUAAAGUGAAGGAGGUGAUGAAUGAAGCGGAGAUCUUGAACAAGCAAAUGGAUGCUUUAAUUGCUUUUAGAAUUAAAGUUGAUAAUCCAACAGUGACUCAAUGGGAAGAAAGAUCUGCAGAGAUGACUCGUUUGGCUUCCGAGGUUCAAACUUCAACUGCAGCAUUGGCUGCUAAUGUUCCAGCUGGUGCUAGAGCUGGCAGCCGAAGAGUUUAUCACGAGCACAUGGAUGUGAUUGAUGAAGAAGCUGGGCCAAGCAGCCAUGAACAAGCAGAUGAUAGGAAGAUCAAGAGUAGUAGUAAUAAAAAUGUUGCAGAGAACCAUAAAGUUGAGGAAGAUAAGGCAAAGGGUAUUAGUAGGGCGAUAAGACCAGCUCCUUUACAAAUACUUGAACGUGUGACGAUGAACAAUACUCUGGAAACUCCUCGUUCCACCAUUAAAAAUGUUCUCAGAGUUCCUAACCAAGAAGAGCUCAAGUUCACUAAAGAUAAUCUUAAAAAAGUCCAGAAUCAACUCAAGCGUGCCUUCAUUGAAUUCUACCUCAAGCUUCGUCUUCUUAAGAGUUACAGCUUUUUGAAUACGCUAGCCUUCUCGAAAAUCAUGAAGAAAUAUGACAAGAUAACUUCAAGGAAUGCAACAAAAGCUUACAUGGAAAUGGUGGAUAACUCCUACCUCGGCAGCUCUGAUGAGAUUAACAAGCUUAUGGAGAGGGUUGAAGCUACAUUCAUCAAGCAUUUUGCAAACUCGAAUCGUAGCAAAGGCAUGAGCAUCUUAAGGCCAAAAUCAAAGAAGGAAAGACAUGGAGUAUCAUUUUCAACAGGUUUCUUCGCUGGCUGCAUUGCUUCUCUCAUUAUAGCCCUUGUCCUCAUUAUACGCGCUCGGCAUAUAUUAAACAAGCCUGGACAGGUGCUGUACAUGGAAACCAUGUUUCCUCUUUACAGCUUGUUUGGAUUCAUUGUUCUGCACAUGAUCAUGUAUGCUGCCAACAUAUACUACUGGAGGAAAUACCGAGUCAAUUACUCCUUCAUAUUUAGUUUCAAGAGAGGAACAGAGCUGGGUUACAGAGAAGUUCUUCUUCUAAGUUUCGUUCUUGGAGUAUUAGCACUAAUCUGCGUGCUUCUAAACCUUGACAUGGAGAUGGAUCCCAAAACAAAUGAUUACAAAGUCAUUACUGAACUUCUUCCUCUCAUGUUGGUUGUGCUUGUCACUGUCACACUCUUUUGCCCUUUCAAUAUCUUGUAUCGCUCAAGUCGCUUCUUUCUCCUCACAUGUCUGUUUCAUUGCAUUGCUGCUCCUCUUUAUAAGGUCACACUCCCUGAUUUUUUCUUAGCAGAUCAGCUUACUAGCCAGGUUCAAGCAUUUAGGAGCUUGGAGUUUUAUGUGUGCUAUUAUGGAUGGGGAGACUACAGACUCAGAGAAAACAAUUGCAGAAGUAACGACGUAUUCAACACUUUCCAUUUCAUAGUUGCCGUGAUUCCUUACUGGUCUCGUCUUCUCCAGUGUCUAAGGCGUCUGUUCGAAGAGAGAGAUCCGGUUCAAGGUUACAAUGGUUUGAAAUAUUUCUUGACAAUAGUAGCAGUUUGCCUCAGGACUGCUUACAGUCUUAACAAAGGGUUUGGAUGGCGAAUCAUAGCCUGGAUUUUCUCAGCCAUUGCAGCAAUUUUCUGUACUUAUUGGGACCUUGUCCAUGACUGGGGACUUUUGCAGCGACGCUCCAAGAACUUUAUGUUGAGAGACAAGCUACUUAUAUCUCACAAAACUGUAUACUAUGCUGCCAUGGUUUUGAACGUUUUGUUGAGAUUUGCAUGGCUGCAAACGGUGUUGAAUUUUCAGGUGUCUUUCCUGCACAGAGAAACGUUGGUUGCCAUUGUCGCGAGCCUGGAGAUUAUUCGUCGUGGAAUGUGGAAUUUUUUCCGAUUGGAAAACGAACACUUGAAUAACGUGGGCAAGUAUCGGGCAUUCAAAUCGGUUCCGCUGCCAUUCAAUUACGACGAAGAUGAUGAUAAAGAUGAUUAGUAUACAACUUAUCAUAGGCAUACGAGAAAUAUAACAUAGCAUACUGUUAAGUAAACAGAUUAUUUAUCUCAAAAAUAAUAAUAAUAAUAAUAUCAUAGUUACAAAGUUUGAGGAGUAGGAGAAACGAAAAGGAAGAAUGAGAAACAUAUGGAUGUAUUAAUUUGACUAGCUAACUACUAAUGAAGACAUUGAUUUUGUGUAA
This is a messenger RNA of Carica papaya (papaya), 2829 nucleotides long. RefSeq names its product phosphate transporter PHO1 homolog 3-like. Lineage: Eukaryota; Viridiplantae; Streptophyta; Magnoliopsida; Brassicales; Caricaceae. Gene Ontology annotation, biological process: cellular response to phosphate starvation; phosphate ion transport. Gene Ontology annotation, molecular function: phosphate transmembrane transporter activity; inositol hexakisphosphate binding. The record is from RefSeq and is a predicted model, not a curated record. Gene Ontology annotation, cellular component: cytoplasm; Golgi apparatus; trans-Golgi network.